AAACUGCAAUUCAUCGGUUACCUAAUCGGUGUGAUAUCAGUACGAAUUAAGAAUGGUAUCGUUGUUUUAUUUUUAUCUUGCCAAACGGGGACACGUUGGUCAGCUUCUUAUCGGUUUAUCGGUGAUAUGCAGCGCCCCGGCAUGCAACUACGAACACGCAUUCAGUUGACGCGUUUCGUUCAGUUUGCGUUUUGCGCUCGGUUCGAAAUGUUCGUGUCCAGCUUGUUGCUGAGCGGAUUGUUUUACCACCAUCCGCUGGUGGCAGUGCCGCUGAUUGCCCUCGUCGCGCUGCUUUACUGGCUGGUGAAGCAUAACUACAAGUUCUGGGAGAUCGAUGGGGUGCCGUAUCCGAAACCGUCGCUGCUAACGGGCAAUCUGGGCCCUUCGCUAGCGCUCAAGAAACACAUCUCCGAGCUGGCGAGCGAUUGGUACAAUGCCUAUCCGGACAAACCGUUCGUGGGUUACUUUAAAAUAUUCACCCCAGCCAUCAUGGUGAAGGACCCAGUGCUGGUGAAAAACAUCCUGAGCCGUGAUUUCGAUUGCUUUGCCAACAACGAUUUCCUGCUGGACGUGCGGCAGGACCCGCUGCUAUCGCACGACCCCUUCCUGGUGACCGGCGAGCGGUGGAAGCGUUCCCGCAGCCUGCUGACGCCAUCGUUUACCGGGGCCAAGAUAAAGCAACUCUUCCCGGUGAUGGAAUCGGUGGCCGAUGCGUUCGUGACCUUUAUCGGGCGUCAUGUGGCCCAGGAGCUCGAGGCUAAAGAGAUAGCUGCCCGGUUUACCACGCAGAAUGUCGUUGCGUGUACGUUCAGCAUCGAUGGCGAUUGCUUUGGGGAGCAGGAGAGCGAGUUUCGGCGCAUGGGAAGGCGCGUGUUCGAAACGUCACCCAUGGCCACGGUGAAGACGAUGAUGGCCGUGUUUCUGCCAACGGUGGCGAAGUACAUCCCAGUGCCCUUUUUGCUAAAGGAUGUUGAUGAGUGGAUUCGAUCGCUUGUGGCUAAUCUCAUCAUUCAACGAUCGGCUUCAGAGAAGACCGUGCAGGAAGAUUUACUUCAAUCUUUCCUCAAAAAUAGAGAAAAGAGUAAUGCCACUCAGACGGAAAUUACAGCUCACGCGCUCACCAUCUUCCUGGAAGGUUUCGAAACAUCCAGUGUGGUGCUUGGCUUUGCCCUAUACAGACUCGCAAAAAGCCCCGAAGUGCAGCAAAACUUGUACAACGAGGUGAAGAAACGGAUCGACGCAAACGGUGGCCAGCUGGACUUUGAUGCCCUGCAGCAACUCGAAUACCUCGACUGGGUGAUGCUGGAAACGCUGCGCAUGCAUCCACCGGCCGCAACGAUGCACAAAGUGUGCACCAAAAAGUACAUCAUGCGAAAGGGCUUCCGGGACGAGCAGGGGCACGACAUGAGCAUAUACGUGCGCGAAGGCACACCCAUCCUUAUUCCCGUCCUUGCAAUACACAUGGACCCGAAGUACUAUCCCGAACCGCACCAGUUCGACCCGGAACGGUUCAGCCCGGCCCGGAAGGUGACGCACGAGGGUGCGACGUUUUUGCCCUUUGGCGAGGGGCCAAGGAUGUGCCUGGGGAUGCGAUUCGCUCAGGCCCAGGUGAAGCUGGCGAUGGUGAAGCUGAUUCUAAACUAUCGCGUGACGGUCGGGCCGAACGAUAAACCGUUCGCAAUUGAUUCGCGCUCGUUCGUUUAUCAGGCACGGGAUGGUUUGCGGAUUGUGUUUGAGCGGCGAUAGGGGGCUUAGUGUGUAGGUUAGUGCUGUGCGGUAGUACUGUAGGUAUGAUAUGUUUUAUGCUUACAAUAAAUGAUGAAAAGUA
Messenger RNA from Anopheles gambiae (African malaria mosquito), 1828 nucleotides. RefSeq names its product cytochrome P450 6a2. Gene Ontology annotation, molecular function: heme binding; oxidoreductase activity, acting on paired donors, with incorporation or reduction of molecular oxygen; monooxygenase activity. Lineage: Eukaryota; Metazoa; Arthropoda; Insecta; Diptera; Culicidae. The coding region runs from base 127 to 1746 and encodes 539 amino acids. The record is from RefSeq and is a predicted model, not a curated record. The transcript is spliced from 7 exons.